AUGGCCAAUGAUCCCAUUUUGCUUACCAAUCUCUCCAACCUUCCUCCUACCUAUGACCCGGCAAAACCAGUCUACAUGCUGAAUCUGUGGAAAUUUCGCCAGCAAGCCUCAUAUCUCCCCGAGCACUCCCAUCUCGCCGGCGAUGCAUGCACAGGUCAGGAAGCUCUACAGCGAUACCGCGCGGCCAUUGCACCCUUGCUUCCGCCAAACACCAGCGUCGUCUUCACGAGUACGGUGUUGGCCAAGAUUGCCGCCCCAGACGACGAGAACUGGAGUUUUGUUGCGAUUCUCAAAUACGAAACACUAGACGGGUUCAAGAACAUGGUGGAUUGUAAGCAGUAUCGGGAAGAGGUGGAGCCACAUCGGCUCGCGGGGCUCGAGGACCACAGGUUGAUUAUGAUGGAUAAGCUGGAGAUGUGAAUGUUUGUGGAAAAGGGAUGGUGGGUUUACUGGGAAGAGAUGAAGCAAGCGCUGGUAGUGCGCCAAGUCACGGCAAUGGCCACGUGGGAUGGACCAUGAUGACGUAGAGCAUGUAAAAGCAACUCACCACUCCUAUCCAUUUUAAGAAAGCUUAAUUUAC
This is a messenger RNA of Exserohilum turcica Et28A, 580 nucleotides long. RefSeq lists its product as uncharacterized. The transcript has a single exon. The record is from RefSeq and is a predicted model, not a curated record. NCBI's taxonomy places the organism in Eukaryota, Fungi, Ascomycota, Dothideomycetes, Pleosporales, Pleosporaceae. The coding region runs from base 1 to 420 and encodes 139 amino acids.